AUGGUAUGCGUCGCGUGCCUGCUGCCGCUCUUCCUGAUCCCGGUGGUCAACGCCCUCCCUUACCUCAUCGACCUCAUCAUCAGCAAGGUGUAUCGGCUAUUUGGAUGGGAGUACCGGAGACCUGAAAGAGUCCCACCUGCUUGUCCUUACAAGCCUGCAGCUCAGAAGAACGAUGAGGGUGCGAGUGAAUCAAAACCCCUAGCCAAUCCACAUGGUGCUGCGGCAGAAGAUAAGAAAGAGGAAUAA
Messenger RNA from Miscanthus lutarioriparius, 246 nucleotides. Lineage: Eukaryota; Viridiplantae; Streptophyta; Magnoliopsida; Poales; Poaceae. The record is from the annotation of a GenBank genome assembly.